AGAGCUGGAAUAUACAAGUGCUCAGUCACUCCUGGGUCUGGAUCGCACGUCUCUGCCUGGUUUUUUUUUGUUCCAGGAUUGGGAUUAGGGUGUUUUUUUUUUUUUUUUGGAGGUUCUCAUGGAUGCUCGUGAGUCACAGUAAACUUGUCACUACAUCUUCAAUUUCUUGGUUUCCUGAGAACUCCCCAUAAAGUUUCCGGAGGACACUCCUCAUACUCAUCUCAUUGCAUCACAAUAUUUUACCAUACAGAUACACAGAGAACUGAGAGUCAAACAAAGGGCCCGUCUCAGAAGUUGAAGUGAUAAAAUAGCAAAGAUGCCAAUUCUCAAGCAGCUGGUUGCCAAUCCAAAUGCAUCCAAAAGACGCUCAAGGGCAGACCUCACUGCCGAAAUGAUAAGUGCACCCCUUGGGGAUUUCCGUCAUACCAUGCACAUAGGACGAUCUGGAGAUGCUUUUGGAGACACAUCAUUUUUAAGCAAAGAUGAACAGCCAGAACCAGAAGAGUCUACCUCCAAACCAGGCCUAUUAUCCCGACACUUUCGAAGCAGCAAACGCUCUCUUUCAGUAACUAGGGGUGAUCGAAGAGACAUGCUGGGGUCUUUAAGGGACUCUGCCCUUUUUGUUAAGAAUGCUGUUUCAUUGCCACAGCUUACUGAAAAAGAAUCAGAAAAGGGCUCAAGCAAAAAGAUGCCCAAGAGCCUCUCAUCCAGUCCAGUGAAGAAGAUGCCUGAAGAGCACCACAUUAAUGGGGCCUCUGCACGAAGCCCGGUGCCCAGUCCUGUGCCCAUCUCAGACACUAGCUUAGCAGAGAAAGAAUUUGGAGAAUUAACAGACCUGCCAGACACAGCCCCAAAAAGUAGCUAUGGCAUGAAGCAUGCAGAAUCUAUCAUGUCGUUUCAUAUUGACUUGGGUCCUUCCAUGUUAGGAGAUAUAUUAAGUGUAAUGGACAAUAGUCAGUGGGAGCAGGAUCUUGACCGCAGCCUUGAUGAGACAACCUAUAACCAAAGUUCUGUACCAACUAUAAAGACAAGUUCUUCUUCAGCAAUUCCAACCAUUCAAGCCCAUGAUCAUGGAAGUCUUCCUACGUCUAGCAGAAACCCCAAAAGUCAGCCAACCAAAGAGUCCCAUUCAGUUUCCAGAGCUCCUUCAGGCCCUCCUAGUGAGAAACCGAGGCGAGGAAGGGAGUUUUCAUUUAUGGACGAAGAGGAAGAGGAGGAUGAAAUAAGGGUGUAAAAAGGUCUUACAGUCUACUUCAUAAGCCGAGAUGCAAACCAUGCAUAGAGCGGACAUGCUCGUCCCCGUUUUGAUUUGAGCUUGGUACCACAGGGCUAUUCUGGCAAUAACCCUUUUACCUAUGUGCUCUAUAUAUGCUAUCCAUGGAACCAUGACUGGAGCUCGUAAGCUAUACAAGCACUGCGCCAACAGUUUCAGACCAAGGUUAUUCAUGCUCCAAAGUGACCGAGGGUAGACCCCAUGGAUCUGAGACAUUGCACUCAAACGAGGAACCAUCAAGCCAAACUCUGCAGGUAAUUUUGUGAAGACAAAGAGGAGGAAAUAAACUAUUUCAGGAUAAGCAAGAAGUAUCACUACAAACCCCUAAUAAUUUGUUUACCCUGGAUAUGUUGUUUAAGGUUUCUACAUACCCAUCAGCCAAACUUUGAUGGUUUUGUACCUCGUCGUACCUCCUAAAUCUCCCCUGCUUUGUUGCAUUGUAAGUGGAACACUAAAACCUAAAAUAAAUUUAAAAAAAAGGUGUUUACUGGUCCCAUUAUAGAGACUAGAAAAAGACUAGACUUCUUGGACAUCUGUCGUGCCUGUAAAAUAAAUUCCUUGGAUGAUUUUCCAGCGAUAUCACUGACGUGGUCUUAGGAGUGGCUAUGUACGUGUCAUGUACACUGACAAUCACAUUCUGAUGGUUACCAGCAGAGGGAAGAUUGAAGGGAAGCUACGGAAGAUGAUCUAUCACCAACAACUCCUUUACAAUGCCAAAAUGCUAGAACUUUAUCGAUAAUAUGAUCGCCUGCUGCCGGAUUCUGUACAGCGCCAGUCCUAGAAUUCUUUGCCAAUGAUUAACCAUUACAUUGCCAGUAAAAUGUACAGUUGGAAUAUCUCCUUUAUCAGCAGAGAAUACUUUUUUUUCCUGUGGGAAUUAAUACUAAUCUUUAGAGGAACUUGUAUCCCUAAAAAAAACUUCUUGUGUAUAAGAAGGUACUUUUUGUAUAGUUAUUUAUGGUGCUUGGAGUAAAAUAAAAAAAUACACUAUGCAUC
Messenger RNA from Hyla sarda, 2269 nucleotides. It is a transcript of the gene CDC42EP4, whose product is annotated as CDC42 effector protein 4. The coding region runs from base 317 to 1234 and encodes 305 amino acids. The transcript has 2 exons. The record is from RefSeq and is a predicted model, not a curated record. NCBI's taxonomy places the organism in Eukaryota, Metazoa, Chordata, Amphibia, Anura, Hylidae.